CCGCGUCUCUCAUCUGAAGGCGGCGCGGCGCAGUGGCGCACCCGCGCACCCAGCGGCGCAGCGGUCCGGUGCGCUCAGUGUGCCGCGGUGUGUUGGGUCAGUCGGAGGGAGAUGCGGAGCAGAGCGCAUCUCAGUCCGCUGCUCACCUGAACUUACUUCCCUUCCCGGUACUUCGGUGAUUACCUCCCACAUUCAGCAGAAUGUUCCACUGAGUGAGAGCAGCCCGGAGCCGCAGUAGGAGCGGAGGCAGGGGACAGGAUGCGGACUCGGUGGUCGGUCUCAUUGUAACAGAAAAAACUGCACGUGCUUUACCGGAGGUUUCUGGAUCCAAAUGUCAACGACAAGCUUUAUCGUUCUUAAAUCAGCAGUGUGUGACGUCAAAUGGAAAGGAAGCGAAGGAGAGGAUAUCCAAUGGUGACCCUCCGGUAUACUGUACAUGGCUCAGUCAGUGCUGAGUGCAGUGAAGAGCUCUACCUGGUGGUAAAGGAAAAAGACGUGAAAAAUGUGAAAAAUGAUUAACUUUACUUAUGUGUCCCAAAAUGGAGCGUGUGUGGUGAAAGAAUCACAGCGGAUUACUGGAGACCAUCUACAGCAUCAGGCUGGAUACAGUGGUGUUAUUAAACCAACAGCCAAAAUGUAAUGUAAUGACUAUUCUUUUGGAAUUUUCAAAUCCUAUUUUUCUAUUUUUUUCUCUGAUUUGGUUCCUGUAUUUUUUUGGAUCAGUUAGAAAUGGAGAUACAGUGGCGUUUAUGGAAUAAGGAUUGGGUCAUCUUCGUAAGACCAUGGAUACCUAUACUGUUAGGCCUUCACCUCCAGUACUCACGGGCCUCCAACUGUCCUGAAGAGUGCCGCUGUGAUCUCACCUUUAUUUACUGCAAUGAGCGAAGCCUGACCUCAGUGCCUCUGGGAAUUGGUGAGGGUUAUAAGACUCUCUACCUCCACAACAACCAAAUCAAUAAUGCUGGGUUUCCAGUGGAGCUCCACCAUGUUGCUUCUGUGGAAACUGUGUAUCUCUAUGGCAACCAGCUGGAUGAAUUUCCAGUUAAUCUGCCCAAAAAUGUGAGAGUUCUCCAUCUGCAAGAGAACAACAUUCAGAGCAUAUCCAGAACAGCUCUGGCUCAGCUUGUUUGGCUGGAGGAGCUGCAUUUGGAUGAUAACUCCAUUUCUACAGUUGGUGUGGAGGAAGGGGCCUUUCGUGAGGCAUUGAGGCUGAAGAUGCUCUUCCUUACCAAAAACCACCUCAGCGGUGUGCCUAUUGGUCUUCCAGAUGAUCUCAAAGAGCUGCGAUUGGAUGAGAACAGGAUUGCAGUUAUUGCAGAGGAGGCAUUUAGGAAUGUCACCCGGCUGGAGCGCCUGCUGUUGGAUGGAAACUUGUUGACUGAUGAAGGUAUCGCACCAGAGACCUUUCAGGAUCUGGUCACCCUGAGAGAGCUGUCCCUGGCCCGCAACUCGCUCACCUUCCCUCCCCUGUUCCUCCCAGGGGAGGUUCUCGUCAAAUUAAACUUUCAGGAAAAUCAGAUAAACAGGAUCCCUGCCAGGGCAUUCGCAGGGUUGCACAAGCUGGAAUGGCUGGAUAUUUCAAACAACCAGCUGCAGACAUUGACACAGGGGGUCUUUGAUGGCCUUGUCAGCCUCAGACAGCUCACUGUUCGGAACAACCUUUGGUUAUGUGACUGCAGAAUCAAAUGGGUGGUAUCAUGGCUUAAAUCUCUGCCUGCCUCACUCAAUGUGCGUGGCUUCAUGUGCUAUAAACCUGAAAAGUUCCGGGGUAUGGUGAUCAGGGAGCUGAGUGCUGAGCUGGUCCAGUGUCACAGCGCAAGGACAGCCCCCCUGUCCCCCUCACCCACUGAAUCUCCUCCUAUCCCAUCCCUUCCAUUUUCCACCGACUCCACUUUAGUCCCUCAUGUGUCCCCCUUCACCAGGCAAACCGUCCCCAAUUUACCUACACUCUACCCUGUCUACAAAACCAGAGAGAGAGGGUUGAGGACUAUGCAACCUCUUCAUCCCCAGAGGGAGACUGUGCAGGUCACAUUCACUGUAAUGAAUGGCUCAGCUAUCCAUGUCAGCUGGGUGGCCACUUUUCCUGUCACUGCCUACAAGGUGACCUGGGCCAGGAUGGGCCCCAGUCUGACAGGGGACAGCGUCAAGGAGAGGAUAGUUGGUGGGGAUCACCAAGGAAUCCGUCUGACUAAUCUUGAGCCAAAGUCCACCUAUCGGAUCUGUGUCAUUCCCUUGGAUGCAUUCAAUAAUUACCGGCCCAAAGAUGAUACUGUGUGCACUGAAACGAUGACCACACUGGCCUCGUUCAGCCCCAACAAUGACAAAAGACCGUCAGGGCCUGAGCAGGCCACACAACAAGAACCCAGCUCGCCUUUUCUGCUGCCUGGGCUGAUCGGUGGGACAGUAGUUGUGGUGCUAGUCAUUCUCCUCAGCAUUUUCUGCUGGCACAUGCACAAGAGGAGCCGCUCCAAGUCGUCCACGAAGUGGAAAUACAACCAAGGUCGAAGAAAAGAUGACUAUUGUGAGGCAGGCACCAAGAAAGAUAAUUCUAUCUUGGAAAUGACUGAGACCAGCUUCCAGAUAGUGUCACUCAACAAUGAGCAGCUCCUUAAGAGAGGGUUCUGCAUUCAGCCUAUUUACACACCUAAUGGGGGCAUUGAGUUCCGAGACCGCCCCCUGGGGAACAACAGCACUGUCUACUGAGAGAACAAUGUUCAACAUACAGACUUGUGUCGUACAUGAUGGUUUGGGAACCAUCAGGAGCAUUUUUACUGACUACAACCCAAACUAUAUUUGACACUGUACACUGUUAAUAUUAUUUAAAACCCCUGUGUCUUCAAGAAAUGUUAUUUACAAAACUGGCUUGAUAUAUCUUUUAUAUAAAAACAUUGGAUUUUUAAGUUUUUUGUUAAUAAAAGUUGUGUAGUUGGAGUUUAUUGCACAAAGUCGUUGGAUACAGUGGUUUCACACUGUAGCUACAGGAGCAAUGAAACCAGCUAGUCAAAUUCUCUCUGAGAGGAAAAAAGAGACAAUUCAGCUACAAUCACGAGUGGGCACAUUUCAUUGAACCAUACAGUCCACCACUUCUUCUGUUUUUAAUCUACAGUUUUUUUAACUACACCUACACUAAAUAGAGAUGCAGAUUGUUGGAUUUCUGCUCUGGGAAGGUGAUUGUUUUACGCAACUCCAAAUUGUAUCCGUUUAAAAAGGACAUGUAAAGGUCACACUCAUUAAACAUUCAGAGAAAGUGACAGACUGCUGAGCAGCAAAAUAGCACAGCUGUCAUCUUUUGUGUGUAAACCCCAUUAAAUACUCUCUUUUGUUCAUUAAAAAUAAUAUUAUAGUAUAUAUAUAUACAGUAUAUAUAUAUUGACAUUCAAUAUCUGUGUGCCUUUAACAGCUUAUGAGUCCAAGUUUUUGCACAAAGUUUGUACUGUACACACAUUUAUACACAUUCAUUUGAAUUGUUAUUGGGGAAAUAUCUUGCUCUUGAUUUCUAUUUUCCUCUUUUAAUUAAAAACAUAUGUACAAAUGUAAACUUCUUUCUUGUGAUCUCUCCCCAAAUGAGCUUAUCAAACUAAAUGUUGUUAAAAUGUUCAUGUAGCAAAGGCCUGUUUGAAGUGCAUGUAGCAAAGGCCUGUUUGGAGUGCAAAGGGUGCUGUGAGGAAGACUUGUACUGGCUCUAAAAUCACUUCAUGUGUGGAAACAGCCUCACCUCUAGCACUGUACAGCUGAGGCUAUGGAUUUAGAACCACUUCAAUCAGAUUGUGCCUGGGUGAGAAUUCAAAAGUGAAACAUAAUGGAAGGCUGAAAGCUGUGGCUUUAAAUCUUUCAAUGCUUUGAACAUUCUAAUGAACUCUAUUAAGUUGUAGGGUUAAGAAUCAUGCACAUUUUAAUUGAAUGGCCAAGGUAUAAUGGUUUGAUUGGCCAUUUGCAAUAUUUUCAUUUUUGUACAGAAACAACUGAGGAACAAAUGUUGUGAUAACCUUCAAUCAAAUUUGUUAAGUAACACAAGCAGCCACCCGAUACCAGAUGUUUAACUGAGAUUAUUUGUUCAAAUUGGGAUUUUUGCUGUUGUUUUCUGUGUUGGACAGUAGCCAGUUAGCCAUGAUGCUAGUUAACGCUAGGGGCUAGAAAACUAAGGAGAAUGACGCUUCAAUGAACAUACUCCUUCUUACUUGCUGCAAACAGCCACUGCUGUAUACUAUAAUAAUAUGGGAAUUUCAGGAGCCGUGGAAAGUUUUUGCUUGUGGGAUUGUCAAUUGGUGACAGCACAAGGGGGUCUGACAUCAAACUGGUGGUUAGAAGUCCUUGUGAUGUUGAUCUGUGCUCUGUGAUGACGACCUCCAAAUAGCCAAAAAGUGGGCCCACACCGAAAAUGAUCAAAAUAUGGACUCAAAAAAAUGGAACUAAAUACAUAAUUAAGUGUAGAAAUACAUAAAUAACCAUUUUCAUCACCCAACAAUGACUUUAUUUAUCUAUCUAUCUAUAUAAAUAUACAUAUAUUGGCAUUUAAUUAUAUUUUAUUGAUUUGUUUAUUUAUGUUUUUGUAUUUUUUUACUUCUGGCAGUUUCGGUCUUUGAUAGCUCUGGAGUCACACAUACCUGCAGAAUGAUGCAGUCAGUGUAGUAACUUAACGUAACAGUCAUUUUCCCAAAGGGAGCGAUUCAGCCUGUAUAAAUUGUGAAGCGUUUUGAACCAACAGUAAUAAUGGUGAACUAAGUCAAGUGUCUUUCCCUCUUUAAAUCACGGUGGAUGGAGAAAAUAGCCUCCGAUUCCCAGGAAUGUUUGUCUUCCAUUUCUUCUGGUCAUUACUGUGGUCAGCUUGCAUUAAAUUGCAUUAGAGGGCGACUAACUGCUUCUAUUACCCCUUACACACACACACACACAUACACACACACACACACACACAGGAGUAUUGAUCUCUAGAGCUCCAAUGGAUUAUGAAAAAUGGCUACCGGCCUUAAUGACACUUCACCUGAAAUAGACUGCCUUUCUCCACUAAUAGGAAACUGAAAAUGCCUGCACAGGGAAAUCAGUGGUAAAAUGUUGCCCCAGUCUGUCCCUGUAUCUUCUUGCAUUGAUUAGCUGCUGAGACAGAGCAUAAAGGAAUAAUUUAUACUUGAAAUGAUGAAUGGAUUCUGGAGUGAGGGAUCAUUUAGAGGUGUUACGGGCACACAGGCAAGUCUUUAAAUCAAACUUAAAGGAAAUUUUUGUAUCGUGGAUAAUCUUUCAUUUGUACAGCAAAUGUCUGUCCCAUGAAUUUCACCAGCACGGCGAGAGUGAGUCAUCAAAACAUCUGCUUUGUUCAGUACAUAUAUUCUAAAAAGUAUUUAAGUGCUCUGUGGAAUAUAAAGUGCUCUGUGCAAUAUAACAUUUUUUUGAAAUGGCUGUAGAGUGCUUUGUGAGAUGCAGUGUAAACAAGAGAGUACAACCGACACUGUUUGUGUGUUGUUCAUGACUCACGUCAUUUUCACUGUAAUAUUAGUGGCUGUGGGGCAGCGCAUUGACUAUGUGUAAAAAUGGACAUAGUCAUGGAAAAAAAAGCCAAAGCGGAACUGCCCGAAGCAGGUUUUCUCUGGACUCCAGUGUUAAUCUUGGCAGC
Messenger RNA from Scophthalmus maximus (turbot), 5605 nucleotides. Its product is annotated as leucine-rich repeat transmembrane protein FLRT2. The transcript is spliced from 2 exons. Bases 730 to 2703 code for a protein of 657 amino acids. Gene Ontology annotation, molecular function: protein binding. NCBI's taxonomy places the organism in Eukaryota, Metazoa, Chordata, Actinopteri, Pleuronectiformes, Scophthalmidae. The record is from RefSeq and is a predicted model, not a curated record.